CACACCAAUUAAUCUGAUACAUGAAACAUAUAACGUUGUACUUGUACCCAAAAGAAUAGAUAAAGCACGGGAUCAAUUAAUAGUUUUGACUAUGAUGAAAUUGAGAAGAUUGAAGUGAAAGAAAGGAGCGUUGCGAUUAGGAAGCAAUGGAAAGGGUGAAGGCCGGUAGUGUUCUAUGGUUGGAGGGUUUGAGAGAGGCUUGUUGCCUUCAUCGCGUUCUUAUUCUCUGUCUCAGGUCGAGGUCGCUUUUGGUGCGGACAGGGCAGUGUUUCCUCCUUAAUGGUUUCAUUUUCUUAGGAAGUAUUUUCGUCCUAAACUCGGUUGUGAUCCCUGCUUUGUGGUGGAUAUUACCUGAUCAAUGCUCACAGCUUGUUUCUCAUAAACUGUGUGCCUUAGGUGGCAUUUUGAAAUUUUAUUCUUUCUUACGUCUUGCACUCAUUCAGCUCUUUUAUGCGUUUUGGUUUUACCCAUUAUAUGUGUUUAGCAUAGUUCUAAGCACCAUCUGGUACAAUGACAUUGCCAAGUAUGGGUAUGCUGCAAUGGGAAGAUCUAAGUUAACUGUGGACAAAGUCUCUAGCCAAAACGACACACUAACUACGCAAAAUGCUUAUCAAGCAAAAAGACCAUCUGGCCUUGGAGGGGUCAUGAUUGGAAUAGGAGAGCAGGUGUACUCAAUGCUUCUUUUGAGUGUUUUCUUUCUUGAGGUUUAUGCAACUGGUUUCAUACCAUAUAUAGGGAAGGUGCUCAAUUUUUUACUCCUUGCCUGGAUGUAUGCAUAUUACUGCUUCGAGUAUAAAUGGAAUUUCAAUGAAGUGUCUCUUGACAGAAGGCUGGACUACUUUGAAUCUUACUGGCCAUUUUUUGCUGGUUUUGGAAGCCCGUGCGUUUUGGCUAUAUUCUUUUUCUCUCCUCUUGUGAGUUAUGGGAUUAUGGCUAUACUUUUUCCACUGUUUGUUCUAACUGCAACUGGGUCCGAGGCUGAACAAGAAAUAUCCUUUGAAAAAUAUAAAUGGAGAGCUGCAGGAGUGGAAAGGCUUCCGAUAUUUUAUGUUGCAGAUAAUGUGUCGAUGUGGAUGUUAUCUCUUUUACCCCUGGACAAACGGGACCAGAUGCAAGACAGAAAGGCGCAAUAAGAUUAUUGCAUCAAUGAUUCUGGCAUAACUGACGACUGGAUGAAUCUCUUUAAGAUGCUGAUGUGGUCUGAACUAUAACUACUCGACUUCAGAAUUCUGGUGCAGAAGGUUAAAGGUAAAGCUACAAACUACUGCCAGACCCAAAAUGGACCGCGUUAGAGAGAAAUUCUACUUUGUGUAUGGUCGAUCCCAACUUGGUUUGUAUGUUAAACAAGUCUUUUGUGCAUAAUAACAACCCUGACCAAUAUAUUUAUAAAUUUAUUUAUGCAAAAUUCUCUUCCAAUACUCCCCUA
Cicer arietinum (chickpea) is the source of this 1426-nucleotide messenger RNA. RefSeq names its product protein EI24 homolog. Gene Ontology annotation, cellular component: endoplasmic reticulum. The record is from RefSeq and is a predicted model, not a curated record. Lineage: Eukaryota; Viridiplantae; Streptophyta; Magnoliopsida; Fabales; Fabaceae. Gene Ontology annotation, biological process: macroautophagy.